AAAUCUGAGUCGUUGCCUGGGUAGAAAUAUGAAACUCUAGCUGCUCUCUGUUUGCUAGCACGUCUCCCUAUUCCAGAACCCUAGGGAAAACACCAAAAAAAAUUCAAAUUGGAGAUCAGUCUCUGGGUACUUUUUGUUGGGAUUGCGUUGCAAUGCAGUAACUUUUUCUGGGUAUUUUCAGGACAACUUGAAGCUCAAAGUGAGAAGAAGAGCAGAAGACCUUCAAAUGUCAAUUGAUGUAAUGUGUUUACGUGGUGUUAGAUUUUUGGUUUUGGAAUGAGUCCUGCAUUACUUCCUAAACAUGUAGCUGCAGUUGUAAAAUACCAAAAAGAUCCGCUCAAAGCGCUUGAAAUUUUCAAUGCGGUAAAGAAAGAAGUUGGGUUCAAGCACACUUUGUUAACCUAUAAGUGCAUGAUUGAGAAGCUUGGGUGUCAUGGGGAAUUUGAGGCUAUGGAGAAUGUGCUCGUAGAGAUGAGAAUGAAUGUAGAUAGCAGUCUGCUUGAAGGAAUUUUCAUUGGGUGCAUGAGAAAUUAUGGACGGAAACAGAAAGUUCAAGAAGCUAUUGAUGUGUUUGAGAGGAUGGAUUUUUAUAAUUGCGAGCCAACGGUUCUAUCAUAUAAUGCCAUAAUGAAUAUUUUGAUUGAAUAUGGGUAUUUUAAUGAAGCCCACAAGGUGUAUAUGAGAAUGAGAGAUAAAGGGAUUGUUCCUGAUGUGUACACUUUCACAAUUAGGAUAAAGUCAUUUUGUAAGACAAGGAGGCCUCAUGCUGCUCUGAGGCUUCUUAGAAGCAUGCCUUUACAGGGAUGUGAGAUAAAUGCAGUUGCUUAUUGUACGAUAGUAGGAGGGUUUUUUGAAGAGAACCAUCAGGUGGAGGCAUAUGAGUUGUUUGAUGAGAUGCUUAGGCUGGGAAUUUCUCCAAAUAUCACUGCAUUUAAUAAACUUAUACAUAUUCUUUGCAAGAAGGGGGAUGUUCAAGAAAGUGAAAAGCUGCUGAACAAGGUUAUGAAGAGGGGUGUAUUUCCAAAUUUAUUUACACUUAAUAUCUUUAUCCAAGGGCUUUGCAGAAAAGGUGCACUUGCUGAGGCUGUUAGUCUAUUGGGUAGUGUGACCAGGGAAGGUCUAAUGCCAGAUGUUGUUACGUACAAUACCUUGAUAUGUGGCUUGUGCAAGAAUGGCAAGGUUGCAGAAGCUGAAAGAUUUUUGCAUAAAAUGGUGAAUGAAGGUUUGGAGCCAGAUGGUUUUACGUACAACGCUGUAGUUGAUGGAUGUUGCAAAUUGGGGAUGAUACAAUAUGCAGAUAAGAUUCUCACUGAUGCAAUUUUUAAGGGUUUUGUUCCUGAUGAGUUCACCUAUUGUUCCUUGAUUAACGGGUUAUGCCAGAAUGGUAGGAUGGACCGAGCUGUGGCUGUAUUUAAUGAGGCUUUGGGAAAGGGAUUAAAGCCUAAUAUUAUUAUGUAUAACGUUCUCAUCAAAGGGUUGUCUUUGCAGGGACUCAUUUUGCAGGCUUUGCAGCUGAUGAAUGAGAUGUCAGAAAAUGGUUGUAGUCCCAACAUAUGGACUUACAAUAUUGUCAUAAAUGGAUUAUGCAAGAUUGGCUGUGUCUUUGAUGCUAAUAAUUUGCUGAAUGAUGCGAUUGCCAAAGGCUACAUUCCUGACAUUUUUACAUUCAAUACUUUGAUUGAUGGUUAUUGCAAGCAGUUGAAAAUGGAAAAUGCAAUUGAGAUUCUAAAUCAAAUGUGGAACUAUGGUGUCACUCCUGAUGUGAUCACAUAUAACUGUGUGUUGAAUGGUCUCUGCAAAACUUCUAAGUCAGAAGAUGUGAUAGAAACAUUUAAAGCUAUGACAGAGAAGGGGUGCAUUCCCAAUGUAAUCACAUAUAAUAUACUUAUAGAGAGCCUCUGUAAAGCUUGGAAAUGUAAUGAAGCAUUGAACUUACUUGAGGAAAUUGAAAAAAAGGGUCUGGCUCCAGACAUUGUUAGUUUUGGUACACUGAUCCAUGGCUUUUGCAGUAAUGGAGACUUGGAUGGUGCAUAUAAGCUGUUUAGAAGAAUGGGACAAAGAUACAAGGUUUCUUUUACAACAGCGACAUACAAUAUCAUGAUUAAUGCUUUUUCUGAGAAGCUAAAGAUUAAUACGGCAGAAAAGCUUUUCCAUGAAAUGGGUGAAAAUGGGAUUGCCCCUGACAGUUACACUUAUCGUGUCAUGAUUGAUGGCUUCUGCAAAACAGGAAAAAUUGAUUCUGGUUAUGAUUUCCUUCUGGAAGAGGUUGAGAAAGGGUUCAUUCCAUCUUUAACAACAUUUGGACAGGUUAUAAAUUGUCUUUGUGUAGAGGAUAGAGUUCAUAAUGCAGUUGGUCUCAUCCACCUGAUGGUAGGAAAGGGUAUAGUUCCUGAGGUUGUGAACACAAUUUUUGAGUCAGAUAAAAAGAUUGGUGCUGCUCCUAAGAUUGUUGUAGAAGAUUUAUUGAAAAAGGGCCACAUAACUUAUUAUUCUUAUGAGCUUCUUUAUGAUGGAGUUAGAGAUAAGAAGCUACUAAAGAAGCUUCAAAGUAGGUAAUCUCAUGAUUCAUUAUGUUGAUAAAUCAGUUUUGUGAUUAGAUAGUGGAAACGCUUGUGGCAACCAAAAAGAAGUCGCAGGAGCAUUUAGUACUCUGCUUCAAUUCCAUCAAUUCUUACUUCAAGUGUGCACAUCUUUCUCAGUCAAUGUGAUAAAUGUUUUCUUGGCUGUUCAGGUUGAGCAAAAAGGAUAGAACUAGUUAUUGACAACCACUUUUCUUAAGAUAUCAAGAGUAGCCAUUCUGCAUGUUAUCAUUGUGCUUCGAUUCUAGUUCAAACUUUCUAAACAUCCAUGAUAUGGUGGUGCUGGUGCAUUUGUUGUCGAACACUGAAAAUGUUUAGCUCAUCAUGCUUCUAACAUAAGCAGGUGGCUAACAUAGCCUGUCAGUGUUUGUGAUGAUCAUUAAGGUGACUGCAUGCAAUUAGCAUUUUCCUCCCAAAACAUCACUAGGUUACCUUAUGUUAGUUUAAAUUUAAAAGUUAAUAAUAUAGGUAAGCCUCAUCGAUGAAUUAGCUGUAGGCUUGCAGUACAUUGCUGUGUUGUUGUAAAUGCUGGUUUAAGUCCUUACAUUUGCCUAGUAUUUGGAUCAUGCUGACAAGCUGCUAUACUUGGCUCUUCAUUUGCAUGAGUUUACACUAUUGAAAUCACGUCAUCUUUCUUGUCAUAGGUUCACUCCAAUGUUAUUCAUGACUUGUAUUAUAUUGUUACAAAUUGUUCAAUGUCUUGUUUCUGGGUUAAUAGUGGAUAUUUUAUGCCGCAAACAAGACACUUGAUUGUAUGUCAAUGAAAUUAAAGCUGGAAACACCUGUUCUUUCCAGUGUUUACUGUUUGUACAUGAUCUUCUCUGAUGAUUAGUUUCCUAGUGAAUUGGACUUGAAGAAGCUGCGAGUCCACGAUUCAGAACCAGGGCUCCCGAGAUUUCAAGUCCAAAUAAGUCCUUCAAAGCUUGCAGAUGAAGAUGUACUAAACUGUGGAGAAUAAAGGCCUUUGUUUUUUUGGUUUCUUUGUCUUUUGGUCACAAGAAUGUCUGUAAAGUGCACUACAAUAAUAAAGAGACGAUGUGGAUCAAAGAAAAAUUUAAAAGUGCAUCCUUUGUAAUAUUGACUUGGCACAAUGUUUUGCUUGUACCAGAAGGAGUGACGAAUAAAAAGGCAGAACAGUUGAUUGCCAUAGAUGUCAACUGAGUGAGUGUACCUCAUGUCAGCUGCUUACAAUGGCAAGAUCCAUAAAAAGAGUUCUUUGAAGUCAA
This is a messenger RNA of Theobroma cacao (cacao), 3805 nucleotides long. RefSeq names its product Pentatricopeptide repeat (PPR) superfamily protein. Lineage: Eukaryota; Viridiplantae; Streptophyta; Magnoliopsida; Malvales; Malvaceae. The record is from RefSeq and is a predicted model, not a curated record. Gene Ontology annotation, molecular function: protein binding; mRNA binding.